GAGUUUGAAAAACCUAAGUGAUGUGCUGGAGAAAUAUGGGAUUGUUAGCGGAGAUAUAACUUGCAUUUCACAGUUCAUACCACCCAUCCACACCAUCAACGAAAGCGCCCCUAAAUUUAAGCUAUGUAUUGACGACAUUCUCCAUAGAAUAAAAAAUAUGGGACCAGUUGUAGAUAGUAACGAAGCUAUGCGGUGUGAGUACAUUUCAACGAUCUUACAUACGGCUGUAAGUAUUCUCAGUGACUUGGUAAUCACACCUCAGGCAAAUAUAAUUGGUGAAGAAAACACAGGCUGUGUCGACUAUGCCAUCAAGAAAAUUAUCAGCGAGAUGCUGGAGGAAAUAAUUUGCAUAACCGAAGGCAACUAUAG
Messenger RNA from Funneliformis caledonium, 369 nucleotides. NCBI's taxonomy places the organism in Eukaryota, Fungi, Glomeromycota, Glomeromycetes, Glomerales, Glomeraceae. The record is from the annotation of a GenBank genome assembly.